GACUCAUCUGCUUCCAAUAAAAACUCGUAUGAUCUGAGUCGUACAAAGUCAUUCCGUGUUGAGCCGAAGAAUCACAGAAUUUUUCGUGCUUCUGAUCUAGUCCAGGGAAAACUCUUAGGAAAAGGGUUUUUCGGCCAAGUGUUUCAGGUGACCCACAAAGAAACGGGCGAAGUAAUGGUUAUGAAAGAACUUUAUCGUGUUGAUGAAGAAGCUCAAAAGAAUUUUCUAAAAGAAGUAGCAGUACUUCGAUCACUGUGCCAUGAAAAUGUACUCCAUUUUAUUGGUGUCUUAUAUAAAGACAAGAAAUUGCACCUAGUCACAGAGUACAUCAGUGGUGGUACAUUAAAAGAAAUUAUUCAUGAUCUUAAUCAAACUUUGCCAUGGACUCAGCGAGUAAGCUUUGCUAGAGAUAUUGCAUCUGGAAUGGUAAGCCUACUUUGUUUUCUCUUUUGUAUUUUGAAAACUCUUAUGACUUAAAUAUAACUAAUUUGUGUUAUAAAUUAUUUUUUUUUGUAACUAAGGCAGCUA
Messenger RNA from Parasteatoda tepidariorum (common house spider), 528 nucleotides. Lineage: Eukaryota; Metazoa; Arthropoda; Arachnida; Araneae; Theridiidae. The record is from RefSeq and is a predicted model, not a curated record.